This is a messenger RNA of Cyprinus carpio (common carp), 5285 nucleotides long. Its product is annotated as tyrosine-protein phosphatase non-receptor type 5-like. The record is from RefSeq and is a predicted model, not a curated record. Gene Ontology annotation, biological process: protein dephosphorylation. The transcript is spliced from 14 exons. Lineage: Eukaryota; Metazoa; Chordata; Actinopteri; Cypriniformes; Cyprinidae. Gene Ontology annotation, molecular function: protein tyrosine phosphatase activity. The coding region runs from base 1942 to 3504 and encodes 520 amino acids.
AUGUACUUUAUCAGUAUGUUAUAUAGGAGGAUAAUUUUACAUAACCAAUUGGAUGGGUUUUUGGGAGAUAGAGGGACGCAUUUGUGAUCCUUAAAUGGCAUUCAACAAGUGUAGAGUAUCUCAUUCUGCUAUGUGCCUGAUAUUCUCCAGAUAGGCUGCCAUCCUGUGUGUGUGUGUGUGUGUGUGUGUGUGUGUGUCUAUCUGAUUGCUUGACUCUGUGAUAUGUGGGGGCUCUAUGCAGUCAGACUAUUAUAUUUUCAGCUUUUCUUAUUUUUUUUGAGCUUUCGAUUGAAUAAUUCAGACUUUGGGUCAAUGUAAUGACUGUUAGUGCAGGAAUUGUUUUUUUAGAAAGGGUUGUUUGCUUUUAGUCAAUGUAUUAAGCCAAUGAGACUCUAUCUGUCUGGCUAUUAGAUGGGGAGGGAGACUGGUCCAAAUAAUCCUCUGGCCAUGAUUUCAGUCUCUCUCGUUCUCUCUCAUUCUUUCUCUCCCGUCUGUGGCCCUGUGUUUGUCAUUUCUUUCUCUGAAAUGUAUACAACCAAAUAAUCAUAUCAGCUAUGUGUUUCAGAGGUGGAGAACGAGACAGAGAGGUGGGUUCUUUUGAAAACCAUGCCUUCAUUCUUGGAAAUCAAAGGUGGAGCGCAAUACUGGGCCCAGUCUGCAGAACAAAAGCACACUGAUUUAACUCAUCCAGCAUAAAGCGUAAUCCUCUCAUACGAGCAAGCACAUUGAAACACCGGCCUUAUAGUGUAGGGCUGCUAUUAAGCAGGCAAUCUCUCUCUCUCUCUCUCUCUCUCUCUCUCUCUCUCUCUUGCACUCUCUCAUGCUGUUCUCUUUAAUCAAAACAAUUUACAUGGAAAAAUCUGUAUUCCCAUUAGCUAAUUCAUUGCUGUGGAAAAAAUGCUUCCUUUAUGGAUAAAGACUUCUAAUGUGUCCAAAAUAAAAAUAAGGCCAUGUUGAACUGCCAACAGUUAAUGCCAUCCAUUGUUGUUGUUAAAAGCGUUGCUGACAUAUUAACUUUGUUUUAAUCUCAGACUAUAGUUCAGCAAUAGUGUGUAGGACGUAGAGUCUGCUUAAUUUUAAAAUGCGGAGGCCGUGGAAUAUGUCUGUUUAGUUUAUGCUGUUAAUGUGUGUUUGUGUGUAUAGUUUUGGGUUGGCUAGCUAUAGAUUAAAAGAGCUCAGUACAAUGAAUUUGCAUCUCAGUGGAAACUGAAAAAAGAAACAGAUUUCAUAUUUGUUUCAAACACAAAAGGCAGGAAAUGUCUUUAAAUGUUGCCGGAGCCAGAUGGGAACUGUAUUUCUCCUUUUUAUUCCACUAUAGAUUGUGUCUGCUGCAUUAUCCCUUUGCGUGUCUGUGUGUGUGGGUGUUAGAGUGUGUAUAACUGUGUGUGUGUGUGUCUGUGUGUGUGUGUGUGUGUGGAGGGGGUGUUGAUUGUGGUUCUAUAUAAACCGUUUGCUGCUGAGUGUAUUUGUUUCCAUGGUUACCCCCAUGCCAAUGGAGAUCACGUCAUCGCCAGACCAGACCUCUGCAGCUAUUGUUUACUGAUUGUAGAGGAGAGGACUGAAUGUGUGAUCGUGUUUUAGAUACGUUCCACACAGACCUUAAGUUCUUCCUUGUUUGUUGGUCUUUUGUCUCGCCUGUUGCUUAUACUGCAUUUAAUUCCUGGAUGUCUUGCUUGGAUUCAUCAUAUCUCCUGCUAUAUUUUGACCACCUGUCAUUUUUCUGUGAUAGACACUCAUGAAGGGCUAUUUAUUCGAUACUGCUCAGUGACUCCUGUUGGUUGACUUGGCACGCAGUGUCCUCUGCUUGUAUCACCAUCUGUAGCGCUCCGUACAGAGCUGCAUGAUUUGUUUUAGGUCCUGACAGAGGAGUUUGUCACUGUCAUGUGAGCCUAACUUUGCUUUUUUUAUACACUGUUUAAAGACAGGACGUUUUAAUACAGUAUGGCAGAAGCCCCUGUUGGAGAGGACGCACCUAAAGAGCAGGAGGAUGCCACCCCACUUACCCACGAUCCCCUGCCAGGGGUUGGGAUUGCUCUAUGGGAAAGAAUAUUGAAAGCAAGUGUUACAGCUGGUGCUUUCCUCCUGCUGUACACACUGUCUCAACUCACAGGUUUGUGGGUCCUUUACAUGCUGAAUGGAUACAGGGCUUUUCCAGCAGCACAUAAAGUUUUGGAUCUCCUUCAGUACCUUGUCUCCACCAGUGAUGCCUAUGAUCAACAGAUGGAGAUAUGGAGGGUGGAAAGCUUGUUUCCCCUCAUAGCCACACUCUUCUUAGGUGUAGUCAUCCUUGGUACUGGAACGCUGUUCUGCAUUAAAAGCCUGGUGCCUGGCAACCCAUCUUGCUUCCCUGACGACCGUCGUCAGUCCAUGAGCAGGCAGCCCUCCUUUACAUAUUCAGAAUGGACAGAUGCUAAACAGGAUUUCUACGAGCUGGAUGCUGUUCCGGAGACACCCGUGUUUGACUGCUUCAUGGACAUGAAGACCGAAGCUGACCCUGCCACUCUCACUGUCAAAUCUGUGGGCUUGCAGGAAAGGAGAGGUUCUAACGUGUCGCUGACGUUGGACAUGUGCACCCCUGGUACUACAGAGCCCUAUGGAGCGCUGCUGUCCCCUAGAGAGCAGAGCACACAGGAAUACCUGCAGAACGCAUCCAACCUGCUCACCCCCGAGCAGCUGCACAAGCGCGCACUGGACGACGCUGCACUGCAGGCCGAGUUCUAUGAAACACCCAUGAACUUCGUGGACCCAAAAGAAUAUAAUUUUCCUGGCGUGGUGAGGAAGAAUCGCUACAAAACCAUACUACCAAACACACACAGCAGAGUUUGCUUACAAGCAAAAGAGGAAGGCGAUUUUCUCAGCACCUACAUCAACGCUAAUUAUUUGAAGGGCUAUGGAGGGAAAGAAAAGGCAUACAUCGCUACACAGGGUCCAACUGUAAACACAGUGGGGGAUUUCUGGAAGAUGGUUUGGCAGGAGCGCUGUCCCAUUAUUGUCAUGAUCACCAACAUUGAAGAAAAAAAUGAGAAAUGCACAGAAUACUGGCCAGAGGACAGUGUCAUCUGUGAAGGUAUCGAGAUCACUGUCAAACAGGUCAUCCAGGCAGAUGACUACAGUUUAAGGAUUUUCACUGUGAAGAGUGAGGGUGAGGAGCGCACUCUCAGACAGUACUGGUACACAUCCUGGCCAGAUCAGAAAACUCCAGACAAGGCCCCGCCUCUUUUGGAGUUGGUUAAGGAAGUGGAAGAAGCGAGGAAACAGGCUCCGCUCAACAGUGGCCCUGUCAUUGUCCACUGCAGUGCAGGGAUUGGACGCACUGGCUGUUUCAUUGCUACCUCCAUCUUGUGCCAGCAGCUGAACAACGAAGGGGUGGUUGACAUCCUGAAAACCACUAGCCAGCUACGCUUGGACAGAGGCGGCAUGAUCCAGACAGCGGAGCAGUAUCAGUUUGUUCAUCAUGUACUCAGCCUGUAUGAAAGACUGCUUCGGAAGACCUCAGAAGAGUAAAGCCUCCAUGAGCGCACAACCUUCACAUCACUCCUCACAGAGCAGUUGACCUUCAUCCGAACACAUGGGGCUGGGACUGACCCUCAGUACCUAAAGUCUCAUGUCUUCAAACACAACAGAAGUUUAGGCUGAAUGUCAUUUUAGGAGCAGACCCAAUAUUAGAUUCAGUCUAAUCUCCAAUACCUAAACCCCACAUCGAUUGACCAAUCAGUUAUUAAAUAUACUUUUUCUUUAUUCAUUGCCAUAACAGUAACACAACAGACAUAUACAGUAGCGGUAAGUUGUAUCAUACACAAGUACUGCCCACAUACGGUAAUAACGCUCAGCAGACCAUCCGUGCUCAAAUAUGACAAUGUUUGAAUGCGUGCAUACUUCAUAUGCAGUGGUAUGAUGAACACAAUAACAAGCAGACACCAAGGCCUCCAUCGAUGAUGUAAAUUUAACAUUAGGUUUAGGGACCUCUUCAAUUUCUGAGCCUACAAAUACAGCAAUUUCGCUUUUACUGCUAAGACAUUUUUACAGGAUUUGUAACUCAGUGUUAAGAUAAGAUUUGUUGUAAAGUGUGCGUGUACAUGUGUGUGUGUGUGAGAUAGUAUCACAGAAACAGAAGGAGAAAGAGAGGUAAUGUUUACUAUGUGUUCGAUGAUUAUCAGACUUUAACUCCGGAUGUGUGGUCGGUCGGUCUCUAGAAGAGGUUAGCCUGCCACAUUUAAUACAAAAUGGCCUUAAUAUGUGUCUUUCUGUUCGUACUGGGGUCUUUAUGGUUGUGUGUAAAUGUUGUCGGGCGGAGCUAAAGGCAGUGUGGUGUUACAGCCUGUCAUCGUCUCAUUUGGUAAGACUGAGAGAGGGACAGAGACUGGUCUCCGUACAGAAUGAUGUACAUUUUUUCCUCAGCAUACCUUUGCCUUCUCGGUUUGCGUGUUGUCGGACGCUAUAUCAUGUGAAGCAUUUUAGUUGGACUCUAAAAAGCAUUGAUGCUGCACCUCAAGGUUUUAUGUAUCAAAAUGCCGAAACACUGUAUCCAACUAAUGUUAAAUUUGUAAAUCAUAGCUUGUAUCAAUAGCUAAAAUAAUGACAAUGGGACAUAUAUAGUUGUGAUGUUUUUUUUGUUGUUGUUUUGUUUUUUAUGAGCUUGUUUUACUCUGGUUACAUUUAACAUUGUUUAUAUGUGGGUCUGCGUAUCUGAUUAGUUAAGAUGUAUAAUCAGUAUUUGCCCGAGUCGGCAGCUCGUACAGCUUUGCUGAGACUUGCAGUUUGCAUGAGCAAGUACUUUUUGAACUUCUUUUUAAUUAUGAGCAAGGAAAUGUUUCAAUUGCAAGCAGACAUCUGUGUGUGAUUAUGUGCAAAAGCUUCUGAUGCUGUUGGAAUAAGCAUCUUCAAUCGAAUCGACGGUCCCAUGUGAUCCAGCUUGAAGUACCAAUGCAAGUUCUUCUUAGAAAUGUUUUAGGCAGUACUGCUACCACCCUAAUUGUCUCCAGUUGUUCUCGAGCUAGUCAUACUGUAUGUCCUCAAAAUGAUGUUUCCUUCCAGGCAGCUCUGAGCUGAAAUUAGGAAGUUUACAGAAGCUUGAAAACACCUUUUGUUACACAAGAGAUUGUACUUUUUUUGUAAGUGUUGUUAGUUCAAGGCCUCAUGAUAGUUUGCCAGAAAUGAGAAUGACUUCCAUCCACAUGCUUUAAUCGCUGCUGUUAUAGUCUUGCAGAACUGCUUCCGUGUUUUAGUUGGUACUAAGUGAAUAUUAUUAUUUGUUUUAUUGAACUGACAUAUUCGUCCUAUUUAUU